AUGGCCGAUCUCACAUCAUCAGUCUCCUUCCUGACGGAAAAUCCCGCUGCUGCGGCGAUUAAGGAUGCAUACAACUCGUUCUCCGACCGGAGGGCGUUGCUCAACCUGCCCAACCCGGGUACUGUCGACAACCUUGCCCGUGAGGUCCAGAAGGAGGUUAUGCUUUCCAACUUCAUGUUCUCCGGUCUCCGCGCCGACUUGACCAAGGUCUUUGGCAUGUCCCCUCUGUUCCGUGUGUCCCACGCUUUCUCCAUGGGCUCAUCCGGUAACAUGCCUCCUUACAACUUCUCCACCAUGUACGGAAGUCCCAAGGUCUUCAUGCAAGGUAACCUCGGAAGCGACGGCACCCUCGCCGCGGUCUACAACUACCGCUGGAACCCGGCUCUGGUCACCAAGACCAAUGCUCAGAUCAUGGCUGGUGGCUCUCAAGGCCUGCUCCAGAUCGAUAACGACUACACUGGCGCCGAUUUCUCCGCAUCCAUCAAGGCCUUCAACCCCUCUGCCCUCGACGGCGGUCUGACUGGUAUCUUUGUUGGAAGCUACCUCCAGUCCGUCACACCUGGACUGGCUCUUGGUUUCGAGGCCAUCUGGCAGCGCCAGGCUAUGAACGCUCGCCCCGAGACUGCUCUGUCUUACUGUGCGAAGUACAAGGGUGACGACUGGAUUGGUACCGCUCAGCUGCAGGCCCAGGGUACCUUUGCCGCUACUUACUGGCGCAAGCUGUCCGAGCGUGUGGAGGCUGGUGUUGACAUGAACCUCCAGUUCGCUCCUAACCCUGCUGCUAUGAUGAUGGGUGGCCCUAGCCGUGAUGGAACCACUGCCGUUGGUGUGAAGUACGACUUCCGUGCUUCCUCCUUCCGUGCUCAGGUUGACAGCGCUGGUAAGGUUAGCUGUCUUCUUGAGAAGCGCAUCGCCAUGCCCAUCUCCCUUACCUUUGCCGGUGAGAUUGACCAGGCUAAGCAAACCGCCAAGGUCGGCCUCGCCGUCUCUCUCGAGAUCGCCGGUGAGGAGCUGAUGGAGGCGCAGGAGAAUGCUGAUCCCGCCAGCAUGGUUCCCCCUCCCUUCUAA
Messenger RNA from Penicillium malachiteum, 1068 nucleotides. It is a transcript of the gene tom40, whose product is annotated as TOM complex pore protein TOM40. The record is from RefSeq and is a predicted model, not a curated record. Gene Ontology annotation, molecular function: transmembrane protein transporter activity. Bases 1 to 1068 code for a protein of 355 amino acids. Gene Ontology annotation, biological process: protein import into mitochondrial matrix. Lineage: Eukaryota; Fungi; Ascomycota; Eurotiomycetes; Eurotiales; Aspergillaceae. Gene Ontology annotation, cellular component: mitochondrial outer membrane translocase complex; mitochondrial outer membrane. The transcript has 3 exons.